CUCUCUCUCUCUCUGCAUCACUUUAUCUUCUUCCAUCUUCUUUUUCACAAUUUUGUGUUAGAAAGGUGGAGUCUUGAAGAUUUGCAGUUUAAACUAAGGUGAUCUAUUAGUUGAAUACCUUUCAAGUUUCAACCUUCAUGGUCUUUGAUUAAUAAUGCCUUGAUCAUAAAAAAAGAGCUAGAAGUGGAGCAAAAAGUAGAAAGCUGUGUAGCUUUGUACAUGGGGAAGAUGAAUUCCCUUCUCUCAAUCUCCUUUGUGGUUCGAUUUUUGGUGACAAAAAGCCUUGGAGAAGCCCAAAUCCAAGCUUGUCUGCAUAAGCUCAACUAAACAAGAAACUGUACGAACUUUUGGAAAUUUUCAUCUUCAUCAUAGUGAUCAUACCAUUCAUCAAUGGUAAGCACUGUUCUUCUUUACCACCGUCCCCAUCGCCUCCUUCUCGAUCCAGGGCAGCCUGCCAAUGAAAGCAGAACACAUAAUGGAGCAUACUCCAACGAAGCGAAUUUCGACACCAACAUGGUGAUCAUCCUAGCAGCUCUUAUCUGUGCCCUGAUAUGUGCAUUAGGUUUAAACUCAAUAGUGAGGUGUGCCCUCAGAUGCAGCAGGAGGUUUUCUCUUGAGACCCCAGAUGAGACUGCAGCAAGGUUAGCAGGCACAGGGCUUAAGAAGAGCACAUUAAGGCAGAUUCCCAUUGUGGCAUAUGGGUCUGGGGUGCUUAAAAUUUUUAGUGCCACUGACUGCCCAAUUUGCCUUGGGGAAUUUUCAGACGGGCAGAAAGUUAGGGUUUUGCCAAAGUGUAACCAUGGUUUUCAUGUGAGGUGCAUAGACACAUGGCUCUUGUCACAUUCUUCUUGCCCAACUUGCAGGCAGUCAUUGCUGGAACCACAGCCACAAAGUUCAGAUUCUUCAGAAGCACAGAAUGAUGUGGUGGUUCCUGUUUCUGGUGAUGAGGCUGGUUGAUCUUGAUCAUGGUGUUUAAACAUUAGGCAGGAUAGAGUUGUUGACUAUCUUUUGUACGUUUUAAUCAAAGGUAGUUAGUGGUUUUUACUUGAU
Argentina anserina (silverweed cinquefoil) is the source of this 1050-nucleotide messenger RNA. Its product is annotated as RING-H2 finger protein ATL74-like. The transcript is spliced from 2 exons. The record is from RefSeq and is a predicted model, not a curated record. Gene Ontology annotation, molecular function: transferase activity. Gene Ontology annotation, biological process: protein ubiquitination. NCBI's taxonomy places the organism in Eukaryota, Viridiplantae, Streptophyta, Magnoliopsida, Rosales, Rosaceae. Bases 391 to 957 code for a protein of 188 amino acids.